CCAGGUGCAGUCCGAGGGGCAGGAAGGUCCCGUCGGGUAUAAGGGCAAUGCUCCCGCUCUCCUGAGUAGUCCUGGCCUCUCCGCCCUCCAAAGGUGCUCCAGUGCCGCGCGACUUCCUCUAGCCCGGCUGUGCCGGGGCCUCCCCUCGCUGCUUGCCGCCGCCGCCGCCGCUUUGCUGCUGCUUUGCCGCCGCCUCCGCCUCUGCCUCCUGCUCCAAGAGCCCGGCCCACCCCGCCCACGCGCGCCUGGGCCGCGGCUCUGUGCAGGGCGGGUUUCGGGAAGGUGGAGUAGGUGGGCUGAAUCUGGAACUCUGGGUGCAUUAACAGGUCACAGGUGUGGCUCAGGGAGAACUAGUCCGGUCUAGACAGCUGGGGACCUAGGAUGACCAUCUUGUACAUCCUUGCGAUUGCAAGGAAGGAUUUCAACUGCUCUUAUUAACUGUGUGGACCAAACAUUAUUCAUAUCUGCCUCCAGACUGUCCAGUGGCUCUGCUUCCACUCUCAUCCACCUUGCUUAAGUGGCUCCUUAAGCUUAGAGAGGACGUUCCCUUAAACUUCCGGAAGCUGGACCAAGGAAAUGGACUCAGUGAUCGUUGAGGAUGUGGCUGUGGACUUGACCCAGGAAGAGUGGGCUUUACUGGAUCUUGCUCAGAGGAAACUCUACAUAGAUGUGAUGUUGGAAACCUUCAUAAACCUGGCCUCAGUAGUUUCUCGAGACCUUAGUGAUGGAGAAAAUUUAUCCAGUGAAUAUCUAAUAGUGCAGUUCAUGAAGAAUGACAGCUUGUCCUACAAGUUAGAAGGAAUCAGCGAAUUGCAUGGCAUUGAAGAUCAGCACAAAAACCAGGGGAGACAUGUGAGAGAGCAUACGGAAGUGAACCUCUGUGAAAGUAACGAAGGCAGUAAGUGUGGAAAAACCUUCAGCCAGACUGGAAAUCUUACUGUGUUCGAAACAACUACUCCAGAAGUAAAUACUUCCGGAUGUCAUGAGUCUGGAAGAACCUUCAUGGAUCAUUCAUCAGUUGAGCAUCAUAUCAGAUCUCACAGUGGUUGCAAUACCUAUCAGAGUAAGGAAUGUGGAGAAGCCUACAGUUGUUCCUCUUACCUAAGCACUCAUGUAAAAACUCUUCCUGGAGAGCAACCCUAUGAAUUUAAUGAAUGUGGGGGAGAUUUCUAUAGUUUCUUAUCUUCUCAGACACAUGUGAUCAGUCAUAUGCAUGAAUAUGAACAAUAUUGGAAAGCCUAUACGCAUCCUUCAUCCCUCACAUUACUUAAACAGUUUUAUAGUGGAGAUAAGCCUUAUGAAAGUAAGGAAUGUGGGGAAGUGUUGACUUAUUCCUCAUCCCUCACUGAACAUAUACAAAUUGGAAGUGGAGAAAGGCCUUUUGAAUGUAAGGAAUGUGGGAAAACCUUUCGUUAUUUCUCAGAUCUCACUAGACAUAUAAGAACUCACAGUGGAGAGAAGCCUUAUGAAUGUGAAGAAUGUGGAAAAGCCUUUAGUCAGUCCUCACACCUCACUGACCAUAUGAGAUCUCACAGGGGAGAAAAACCUUAUGAAUGUAAGGAAUGUGAGAAAACUUUUCGUUAUUUCUCAAACCUAACUAGACAUAGAAAAAUUCACAGUGGAGAGAAGCUUUAUGAAUGUAAGGACUGUGGGAAAUCCUUUAGUUGUUCCUCAAACCUCACUACACAUAUAAGAACUCACAAUGGAGAGAGGCCUUAUGAAUGUAAGGAAUGUGGGAAAGCCUUUAGUCGUUCCUCAUCCCUCACUAAGCAUAUAAAAACUCACAGUGGAGAGAGGCCUUAUGAUUGCAAGGUAUGUGGCAAAGCCUUUAGUCAGUUGGCACACCUCACUCUCCAUAUAAGAGUUCACACUGGAGAGAAACCUUAUGAAUGUACAGAAUGUGGAAGAGCCUUUAGUCAGUCUUCUCACCUUACUACACAUAUAAGAACUCAUAGUGGAGAGAGGCCUUAUGAAUGUAAGGAAUGUGGGAAAGCUUUUAGAUGUUCCUCGUCCUUAACUAAUCAUAUAAGAACUCACAGUGGAGAGAGGCCUUAUGAAUGUAAGGAAUGUGGGAAGGCUUUUAGUAAGUUGGCAAACCUUUCUCUCCAUUUAAGAGUUCAUACUGGAGAGAAGCCUUAUGAAUGUAUGGAAUGUGGGAAAGCCUUUAGUCAGUUAGCACACCUCACUGAUCACAUAAGAACUCACAGUGGAGAGAGGCCUUAUGAAUGUAAGGAAUGUGGAAAAGCCUUUAGCCAUUCCUCAUCCCUCACUAACCAUAUAAGAACUCACAGUGGAGAGAGGGCAUAUGAAUGUAAGGAAUGUGGGAAAGCCUUUAGUCAGUCCUCAUCCCUCACUAAACAUAUAAGAACUCACAGCAGAGAAAUACCUUAUAAGUAUAAGGAAUGUGGAAAUGUCUUUAGUUAUUCCUCCUCCUCCUGUAAACAUACUGACUUACAUUGGAGAGAAUCUUUAUGAGUGUAAGGAAUAUGGGUAAGUCUUCAGAUGUCUCUUGUCCUUUGGAAAACAGGCUGGAGAAAAUACAUGUCUAAGUAACGUUGGGUGGCUUUCAUCCCUUAUCUUUUCCCAAACCUGAAAGAGUAUAUGGCAGAGAAAUCAUGUAAGUGUGUAAGGAAUGUGGGAGAUUUUUUUUUUCCUUCCUAUACUUUCAAAGACAUUUGAAUUAACCCAUAUGGAAAAACCCGUUGUCGUUGAGUUGAUUCCAACUCAUAGUGACCCUAUAGGUCAGAGUAGAACUACCUCAUAGGGUUUCCAAGGAGCAGCUGGUGGAUUCGAACUGCCGACCUCUUCGUUAGUAGCUGAGCUGUUAACUGCUACACCACCAGGGCUCCCCAUAUGGAAAAGCCUUACCUAAUUAACCAAACUGACUAUGCGAGAAGUCACACUUAAGAAACAUCAUGUAAAUGUGAGGUACCUGGGAACAUCUACACAUUUUUCCAUUCCUGGCAACAUGUGAGUUAUUACAUUGUGGCUCAAUCUUAGGAAUGUAAAAGGUGAUGGAAACCUUCAGUGUCCCUCCUCAGGACGCCCAUGAGACCUCACAGUGGAGAGACCCGGUGACUGUAAGUAUUGUAAGAAAGCCUUCAAACACUUCAUUUCCCUUUGUGCACAAAAGAAUUCAUACUGGGGAAGAAAGUUACUCAAAUUUACAAGUGUAGAAUUAGCCAUUCCCAUAACCCCUUAUGCAUAGAUUUCCACUUUGUUUUUUCUGAUGUAAACAUUAAGGUGAUAACUAUCACUCUUAAGUACCCUUUCAGUUCUGAGACAUGUAUUUUGAUAAGUAGUAUUUUCAUUUUGGUUCAUUUGCAUAAAUUUUUUUUCAGUGUAAAGUUUUAUUAACACAAGUGUGUUGAGGUAUUUCCUUUUUUAUCAACUAUGUUAAAACUUAAUAUUAUUUCAGAGUAUAAAGCAGCAUGUUCUCAUGAUAGAAAAUUUCAACAGAAAAAUGUAUGGUAAAGCAGAAAUCACUUAGAAUCUCACUACUUUUGGUAUUCUCAGUAUUUCACCCUUGUACGUGAAGAAAUGUUUUUACAGUCAGGAUUGUACUGUGUAUAUAGUAUUACAGUGGACAUGUUUUCUGUUGCAUCUCAUUUACACUCCCAAAUACUGUUGUGAUCCCUGGAAUACUGAUGAGGAAACAGUCUAGAAAGUUUGACCUCAGAUUGCCACCAUCCCACAGAAGUGUCCCUCUCUCAAAUGAGGGUUUGAGAAUCAAGGUUUGUAUGGAAGGACAGCUCAUUCCUGGACCUAAGGUGAUAGUAGGUCCACAGAGAGCCCCAACCUGACCUACCUGCAGUGAAGCUUCUGUUUUGCACAGGCCCAGAGCUUGUGCUCAGUGACAGGGUAUUGGUUUUGAUAAUUCUGACUGUUCAAGAGUCUGUGCUGCACAAGGAGCUAAGACUGUAGGGUCUGGGCUGGAAUAGUGGCUGUUGCUCCACCUGAUACAAACACCCACUAUAGACCCUGAAGAAGAUGGGAGUGCAUCUAGGGUUCCUUAAAAGGGGGGAUGAGUCAAAGGGCCGUUGGGUCUGAAGGUUUAUCCAGUGCCACUGUGUCCCUUGCUGAUGUGGGAGCUGCUUUACUGACUCCUCAUGUAAAGGGUCUGGGAAAUGGUGGUCAAAGGUAUGAGAAGCUUCUUAAUUAAGCCUUUGCUUAAAACAGCAAUUCUCUGUGGAAUCAUCCUAUGGAAAUCCAUGGGCAUAAUGGUGUUGAUGUUAUGUCACAGUCGAGUCUGUUCCAACUCAUAGUGCCCCUAUAGGACAGAGUAGAACUGCCCCAUACGGUUUCCAGGGGGUGGCUGGUGGAUUCGAACUGCCAGCCUUUUGGUUAGCAGCCAAGCUCUUAACCAUCAAGCCACCAGGGCCCCCAGUUAAUAGUAGUGAUAGAUAAUGGAAACUCUGAGAGUCACGUUCGCCAGGAAGGGAGUUGUUAGGUAAAUGCCUAGCCACACAUCAGAGUGUUGAGCUGCCACUAAAUGAGUUUUUUUCAAAAAAGUUUGGAUCAAAGGAGAGGCAGUCAUAGCAUGAUAUGUGAAAGGCUGAGUAUCAAACUGUACAUGAUGUCUGUUUGUAAAAGAUUUACAUAUAAAUGGUUUACAUUUUUUUAAAUGCCAACAAACUAGUAUGUAGAAACAGUCCAUCCUAGAACAUUUAACAUUCUCCCCUGAAGGUGAGAUUAUGAGUGGUUUCUUAUUUUGCUUCUCCAAUUUUUUUUUUUACAGUCAUUGUUUAAUUGCUUAUAAAAUUUUUAACUAUUUCUAAAAUUUCAAAAUGGUAACUCCCUUUUGGAAUGUAUCGAAUCCCUGGUGGCGGAGUUGUUAAGUGCUGCGGCUGCUAACCAAAGGGUCGGCAUUUCGAAUCUGCCAGGUGCUGCUUGGAAACUGUAUAGGGUAGUUCUGCUCUGUCCUAUAGGGUCACUAUGAGUUGGAAUUGACUCGAUGGCACUGGAUUUGGGUUUUGGAAUGUAUAGUUAUAUGACUUGACAAAUGCAUUAAGUGGUGUAAUCAUUCGAACAAUGAAAGUACACAAUACCACUCUUCCCUCCGAAAA
Loxodonta africana (African savanna elephant) is the source of this 5066-nucleotide messenger RNA. RefSeq names its product zinc finger protein OZF-like. Gene Ontology annotation, molecular function: RNA polymerase II cis-regulatory region sequence-specific DNA binding; DNA-binding transcription factor activity, RNA polymerase II-specific. Lineage: Eukaryota; Metazoa; Chordata; Mammalia; Proboscidea; Elephantidae. Gene Ontology annotation, biological process: regulation of transcription by RNA polymerase II. Bases 577 to 2475 code for a protein of 632 amino acids. The transcript is spliced from 5 exons. The record is from RefSeq and is a predicted model, not a curated record.